Messenger RNA from Wasmannia auropunctata (little fire ant), 5091 nucleotides. It is a transcript of the gene bel, whose product is annotated as putative ATP-dependent RNA helicase Pl10. Bases 498 to 2624 code for a protein of 708 amino acids. Gene Ontology annotation, cellular component: nucleus; P granule. Gene Ontology annotation, biological process: gamete generation; cell differentiation. The record is from RefSeq and is a predicted model, not a curated record. Gene Ontology annotation, molecular function: RNA binding; ATP binding; RNA helicase activity. NCBI's taxonomy places the organism in Eukaryota, Metazoa, Arthropoda, Insecta, Hymenoptera, Formicidae. The transcript has 8 exons.
CAGCUCGGGAACUCGGCCAUUUUUGUUGCGUCAACGUCGAGUGCGGCCAGGGGCCUCUCGCGCUUUCCUAGCAGUCACGCCAGUUGCCAGUCGCCUCCGGGAUUCCUUCGUAUCGUGUUCAACGAGAGACUCAACCGGCACACGCGCCGUUCCUUCUUCGAUAAAACUGAUAAAGAAUCGGGGCCGAGUCGCGAGGCUAGCGAGGCUAACCCGCCUGGCGAGGCGUUAAAAUAUCAGUCCGUGAGACGACAAAGAGACCGUGGGAGAGAGAGAGAGAGAGAGAGAGAGCAAAGGCAAGAAAGACAGAGAUAGCGCGUUAGGACGCGUUGGGAAUUUUUUUCGACUCGAGAGUGUGUGUGUGAGCAGAGAGAGAGAGAGAGAGAGAGAGAGAGAGAGAGAGAGAGAGAGAAAGAAAGGAGCGACAGAGAGAGAAGAGACGAGCUACAAAGGGCUUCAAGCGACAGAGCUGCGAAAACUACGCACCGAGGCGGAGUAAUAUGAGUAAUGCAGCCAACCAGAAUGGAUCAGGUCUAGAGCAGCAGCUAGCUGGUCUGGACUUGCAGGGCUCCCGCCAACCAAGUGGGGGCCGCUACGUUCCACCGCAUCUUCGUCAUAAAGCUGCGAGUGAGUGUAAUCCACCCUCGGAUUUGAACUACUCUUCCAACUCAAGAUCGUUUGUGGAUAGAGACAGAGGGGGAGAUCGCGAUCGUGAAAGAGAUGAUCGGGAUAGGGGCAGAGGAGGCGGUUAUCGAGACUCGCGGAGUCCUCGCGACGUCGACUUCGCGAACUUCGGGAGCUUCGGUGGGCGCAAUAGGCGCAGCCAGGAAAAUGGAAGGGAUUACAGAUACUCCAAUUCCGAGCGCGAUCGACCAAUUAGCGGCAACGAUCGCUGGCAGGAGCCUAUUAGAAAUGACCGCUGGCCGGACAACGGCAGAAAUGACAGGAUGGGCGGCGGAGGACGAUGGGGCGACGACAGAGGCGGCAGAGGCAGAGGCGAGGUCGACUGGACGAUCCCGACUGCCAGGGACGAGCGACUGGAGCUGGAGCUGUUUGGCUCUGGCAAUACUGGGAUCAAUUUUAGCAAAUACGAGGAUAUCCCAGUUGAGGCUACCGGAGAGAACAUACCACCACACAUCACAUCUUUUGACGAGGUUAAGCUGACAGAGAUAAUAAAGAAUAGCAUCGUCUUGACAGGAUACGAUAAGCCUACACCGGUACAGAAGUACGCGAUACCGAUCAUUAUCGAACGCCGUGACGUGAUGGCCUGCGCUCAAACCGGGUCCGGUAAAACAGCGGCCUUCCUAGUGCCAAUAUUGAAUCAGAUUUACGAGAGCGGGCCGCGACCACCGCCACCGCAAGCGAACUCCUCCGGCAGGCGUAAACAGUAUCCGUUGGGUCUGGUGCUGGCCCCCACGAGAGAGCUCGCUACGCAGAUAUACGACGAAGCGCGGAAGUUCGCCUACCGUUCGCGUAUGCGCCCCGCGGUCGUAUACGGUGGCUCCAACAUAGUGGAUCAAAUGCGCGAGCUGGAUCGCGGCUGUCAUCUACUUGUGGCGACGCCCGGGCGUCUGGUGGACAUGCUGGGACGCGGUAAAAUCGGCUUACAUAAUUGCCGAUUCUUGGUACUGGAUGAAGCAGAUCGCAUGUUGGAUAUGGGUUUUGAGCCGCAGAUCAGACGCAUUGUUCAGGAGGACAACAUGCCGCCGACUGGAGAGAGACAGACUCUCAUGUUCUCUGCUACUUUCCCGAAAGAGAUUCAAAUAUUGGCUAGAGACUUCCUCAGCAACUACAUCUUCUUGGCGGUUGGCCGCGUGGGAUCAACUUCCGAGAAUAUUACACAGAAGAUUGUAUGGGUGGAGGAACAUGACAAACGUUCAUACCUGCUUGAUUUACUGCAGGCUAGCAACUUUUCAGAUCCUACUGCUGAGUCACUCACCUUAGUGUUCGUGGAGACUAAAAAAGGUGCCGACAUGCUCGAAGAAUACUUGGCCUCAAUGGGAUACCCGGUAACUAGCAUUCACGGCGACAGGACUCAACGCGAGCGAGAGGAAGCGUUGCGUCGUUUCCGCGCGGGCAAGGCGCCGAUCCUGGUCGCUACCGCGGUGGCAGCGCGUGGACUCGAUAUACCACACGUUAAGCAUGUCAUUAAUUUUGAUUUGCCUGGCGACGUUGAAGAAUACGUUCAUCGUAUCGGUCGUACCGGUCGUAUGGGCAACUUAGGUCUGGCCACCUCAUUCUUCAAUCACAAGAAUCAUAAUUUGGUACGCGACUUGGUAUCUCUGCUUAUCGAAGCCAAUCAGGAACUUCCACCUUGGCUGGAUGACAUGUUUACCGAAGCGAGAUACUCCGGAGGUGGAUCUCGGCGACCAGGCGGCGGCGGCGGCGGUGGCGGCGGCGGUGGCGGCGGCGGCGGCACCAAGGGACGCUUCAGUGGUGGCGGCUUUGGUGCACGAGAUUAUCGUCAACAACCCAGUUCUGGAUCUCGUAGUAAUGGGCCCUCUAGACCUGGUGGUUACGGAGGCGGUUAUUCAAGUUACGGAGGUAACUAUAAUAAUUCAUCGUACAAUAAUUCCACUAAUAACGGCAACAGUGGCCCUGACUGGUGGGGAGCAUGGGACAAGUAGACGAUUAUUUCCAUCUCUAUUUCUACUUCUAUCAUCAUUAUUAUUAUUACUCUACACGCAAAUUCAAUUAUAUGUAAGGAAAGACACGACAUUAUUAUGUCCGACACUUACACGCACGUGUUUUGCGCGCGUAUACAUGUACACAUGCGCAGAGUACAGACAGUUCCACGUUAUAAUACGUAUUCACGUUUUCGCUGACUGCCUGUGCACUCCGAGUUUUUUGGAUGAGAAGCAGAAAAAGAAAUACUUACGUUUAAUUCCACUAUAUUACAUUUGUUCGCGACAAAUUAACAAAUCCUGCGUGCAAUUUAGUAUUCGCGCCCGGUGGAUCGCCGGAUGUUUUCAAAUGUGAAUGAUCUCACCAUAAAGAGUGCGCGUUAUCGUAAAUAGGAUUUGUUCAGACACUUAUUAGUUAGAGGUCCAUCCAACAUUUUGUUGCCGUGCGUGCUGAGGAACACAAGUAGUAAUAACCACUAACGAAUCAAAUCGGUAAGUCGUUAGUCCCUGCUCGAAGGGAAUAACGAUGUAACACAUAGUAGCUGAAGAAAAACUUAGUAAAUUUUUUAGAACUCCUGUCGAGACUAUGGGGCUCAUCGUAACUUUAUUAUUUACAUUAUUCUCUCUUUUUCUUUUAUAGGGGGUACGGUGGGCGUAUCUUCGGUAAUUAUAGCGUUUAAACGUUUGACCGUGAAACAUUUUAAUGCACAAGCAUUUUAUUGCCCUUGCUAACAUGAAUGGCCAGUAAAAGUCGUGCAGUUUCGUUCAAAUGAAUAAUUCUUUGUUUAUACGUGCACGUUUAUCGAUACGCCUAGGAUACGCCAAAUUACCGUCGCUAUAGAUUACACACGAUGAUUCCUUAUUAAUUAUUAUUAUUAUUAUUAUUAUUUUCCUUAAUUUGCUGUAGUUCAGCGACGAAUGGUACUUUGUUGUUUUGCCGUCCCCAAAGAGAGACGAUAUUGCGCCGGCAAUAUUAUAUGGUUUAUCUGAAUAAGCCACAGGUGAAUUUUUCGGGGAUCGACGGUUUUGAUAUUGAGAAAGAUAAAAUGGCAACACACAGGCUACGUCUUAGGAUACCUUUAGAAAUCUCACAUUUUCGUUAUAGCCUGAUAUAUGCACAUUGACAUAAUUUAGAAAAUUUCAAGACGGCGCUUACGCGAUUUACAGCCGGCAGUGUGUUUGUUUCGUAAGUUAUUCUCAUAACUUUGGCCGUUACAGUGAGACCUCGAUAUAUACGGUAGAAUGUCAAUGCAAAAAAGAAAAGUUUUCUAUAUUUCAUCAGUAAUCUGUAAGAUUUAAAGAAAUUAUUCUCUCGUUUACAUUCUAUGUUUCUUUAUGAAAUAAAUAUAUGAAAAAGUAAAAUUGUUCGCGGUCUUUGCACUGUCUCUCUCUUUCAAGUUGUAAACGUUUUGCGGCCUUAGAUGACGAAGAAAUUUUCCCGAAAUAUCUAUAACUAUGGAGGUUUCACUGUAUAAAGAGUUAACAGCGGCUAAAUAUGCUUUAGUGGAAAGAGCAGGUAUAUAUAUAUAUAUAAAUAUUUUAUGUACCUGAGCUUCAAUAGUUCUCUCUACAGACGGAACUGCGUUGAUCCCACGUAGAAGCGUGCUUCUCGAGUAGCAUUUCUAAACGUAACGGAGACGUUGCCCUGCGAAAAUUGGUUUAUGGCGCUUUAUAAAGGAAAUCUUAGUCCGCAGUACCGAAUGCGAAUGUGUGAGUGCUCAUAUGGCAGAGAAAUUAUAUUGAGACGGGUAAAAAAAAAAAUACGGUUGCAGUUACAGAGGGGGUUAUUAAAACAAAAAGAGCAGAGCGAGCGAUGCUUUUGCAUCGACACACAAACGGGCUCUGUCUUCAUUAAGGCAAAAAAAAAAAUCCAGGGUGGGGGGGAAAAUGAUAGAAAGCAAGCAUAAAGCCUCUUGAGGGAGACACACGGGGCGCACUCAUAUUAUUUUCUAGCUGUAUUUAUCAGUAUGAUACGCGCGUUAUAUAUAAUAUAAAUACAUAACACUAAAAUAAUUGAAGAAACGACUGUGAUAUCGAACGAUCUUGUGACAUUCAAUUUCCAUGCGAAUUGAUAAACGAACAAUUAACGGAAUAACAAAUACAAUAAAUGUGUAUUAAUUAAUCGGUAUUGAAUGUCGGGAAGGUGAACUUGAAGCUCAGUUGUUUUGAGCUGAGAACAAGAAUAUUAAGUCGUUAACAGUUAACACACACAAGACAACGUGGCUGUUGUCCGAUCGGGGAGGGCUGAACGCUAGGGCUCUUACGGUCCCGUGGGGACCUUUCUAGGGCAUUGUUUCUGCUUAAAGUAACGCGCAUUAACGAUAUAUAGGUGACGCGAGCUCGCGAGUCGUUUACCGGUUGAAUGACGGGAUUGGUGUUGGUAUAGGGCUUUGUAGGAUGUCGAAAUAUCGUUUCGUGCUAAAUAAUAAAACGUCGGGUUCUUGUCUAUCUAAUCUACUACGUGAGGGAG